Messenger RNA from Microcebus murinus (gray mouse lemur), 3736 nucleotides. RefSeq names its product solute carrier family 38 member 11 (gene SLC38A11). Lineage: Eukaryota; Metazoa; Chordata; Mammalia; Primates; Cheirogaleidae. Gene Ontology annotation, biological process: amino acid transmembrane transport. Gene Ontology annotation, molecular function: L-amino acid transmembrane transporter activity. The record is from RefSeq and is a predicted model, not a curated record. Gene Ontology annotation, cellular component: membrane.
GCGAAGGGGGCCCAGCGGCACCGGCGGAACCGGCUCCCUCCAGCUGCCUCCAGCUGCCUGUGCGCGAGGUGGCGGAGGAGGAACCUGGCCAGGUGAGAGCCAGGUGCCCGGCCCCAGAACCUUCCACCUGCUCAGGACCACCGCGCAGCCAUGGGCUACCAGAGCCAGCAGCUUGUCAUCCCGCCGCAGAGAGAUCUAAAUGACAGAGAAACCCUCGUUUCUGAACAUGAGUCUAAAGGGAAAACUUGUCAGUCUACUGCUGUUUUUAAUGUUGUCAACUCGAUUAUAGGAUCCGGUAUAAUAGGAUUGCCUUAUUCAAUGAAGCAAGCUGGGUUUCCUUUGGGAAUAUUGCUUUUAUUCUGGGUUUCAUAUAUUUCAGAUUUUUCCCUUGUUUUAUUGAUAAAAGGAGGGGCCCUCUCUGGAACAGAUACCUACCAGUCUUUGGUCAAUAAAACCUUUGGAUUUCCAGGGUAUCUCCUCCUCUCUGUUCUUCAGUUUUUGUAUCCUUUUAUAGCCAUGAUAAGUUACAACAUAAUAGCUGGAGAUACUUUGAGCAAAGUUUUUCAAAGAAUCCCAGGAGUUGAUCCUGAAAACUUGUUUGUUGGUCGCCACUUCAUAAUUAUGAUUUCCACGGUUACCUUUACUCUGCCUUUGUCCUUGUACCGAGAUAUAGCAAAACUUGGAAAGGUCUCCCUUAUUUCUACAGUUUUGACAGCUCUGAUUCUUGGAAUUGUAAUAACAAGGAUAGUUUCAUUGGGUCCAGACGUACCAAAAACAGACGAUGCCUGGGUAUUUGCAAAGCCUAAUGCCAUUCAGGCCGUUGGGGUUAUGUCUUUUGCAUUUAUUUGCCACCACAACUCCUUCUUAGUUUACAGUUCUUUAGAAGAACCCACAGUAGCGAAGUGGUCCCGCAUCAUCCAUAUAUCCAUCGUGGUUUCCAUGUUUAUCUGUAUCCUCUUUGCCACAUGUGGAUACCUGACAUUUACCGGCUUCACCCAAGGAGACUUAUUUGAAAAUUAUUGUAGAAGUGAUAACCUGGUAACAUUUGGGAGGUUUUGUUAUGGCAUCACUGUCCUUUUGACGUACCCCAUGGAAUGCUUCGUGACUAGAGAGGGUGUGCUCUGUGCAGCUCCCCUAAUUUUUAUCAUUCCAUCAGCUUGUUAUCUGAAACUGUCUGAAGAACCGAGGACACACUCAGAUAAGAUUAUAUCCUGUGUCAUGCUUCCCAUUGGUGCCGUGGUGAUGGUUUUUGGAUUCGUCAUGGCUAUCAUAAAUCCUCAAGACUGCACCCACGGCCAGGAAAUGUUCUACUGCUUUCCUGACAAUUUCUCCCUCACAAACAUCUCAGAUUCUCGUUUUCAACUGACGACGCAACUUUCAACUUUAAAUAUCAGUAUCUUUCGAUGAGUUGACUGCUUAAGAAAAUAUAUGUUUUCUUAGACUUCUAUACUACAUAAUAACAUUUACACAUGCUUUAGUCUCUAUUUAUAUUAUAAAACUAUCAUUCUGGCAUUUGUCAAGACUUGCUUUUCUUUACUUUUUAGUGCAAUAUGAAAGGUAAGAAAGAAAAUUGAAUGUAUUUUACCUUAAACUGGGACAAAAUAAAUGUUUUUCUUUAAUGACUGCCCCACACUAAUCCUAACUGAAGAAGGAAAAGUAGAGCCCUUAGCAUUUGCUGUCAUCCCCUCAAAGCAUUACUAUUUUAUUUUAUAUUUGAGCCCAUAUAUUGUGCUCCAAAGCAAGUAGGUGAUUGUGGGUUGCAAUUUUGUGGAUGCGUCUUGUAGGAGAAAAAAAGUUAUUUAACAUCUGCAGAAUCAAAGGGAAGGGAAACCCAAAACUAUUAAAAACAAUAGCUAUCCCAAGGGCAAAGAGAAGCUUUCCAUUAUAAUUUCAGUAGCAUCCCUUUUUCAGAGGGAAGUAGAUUCCUGUAGAAAAGAGCAAAGACCUCCCCAUGUGAAGAAGCAUGAAUAAUAGACCGGAUGUGCAGAGCAAGGCAUGUGAGCCACCAGAGUUAUCUCCCAACUUUUGAUGCUCUGGGAAUAAAAUAGUAAUACCCUUAUGAGGCAGAAAACACACACACACUGUUCUGAGGCAAAAGCAUAAGAGAUCAGUUAUGCCUCAGAUUUGGACCUGUUGCAUUUGAAGUACCAUCAGGAACAUACAAUCAGAAGCUGAACUUUUAGGCUGGAAACUUAUAAGAAGAAUCAGGACUACAGAAGAGGCAUUCUCACUCCUCUGGGGGGUCCUCAGAGAGAUCUGGGGGAGCCCUUGUUCAUGGGGUUCUUUGGAAGCAGACACUGAGAUGGAGUCUGUCAUAAUAGGAGAGAGGAGGGUAAGCACAAUUGGGAGGGGAAAUUGGAACUGCAUGCAGGCUGACAAAGCCUCAGCCAACCCCACAUAUAUGACCCAUCAGAGUUCUCCCUGUUCAGAGGAACUAACCGGGUUUUAAAACUGCUGCCUCUAUCAGUGAGGGCACCUGGGGAAGGAUGAGCCCUUGGGCUCAGCAGCUCUUUGCAGCUGAGCAAACUCUAAAGGAACUGAGAGCCAGAGGCUGGCUGCUGAUAGCCAGGGCACCACACACUUCCUCCUAGGGGGCAUCUAGGAGACACAGCUGUGCCCACCACAGAUGCUCUGGGUUUUUAAUGAGGAUUUUUUUUUAUGCCUUUUAAUGAGGAUUUCAUAUCUUCAUAUCUAUGGCAAUAUUUUAAAAGUAGCAGAUGAAAAUUUGGGGCCAUCUGGACAGCUUCCUUAUAGCAAGUAUCACCCAAGAGUAUAUUUCUCACCUUUUCAUCUGUAUUUCAACCAGGUUGACCAUCUGUAGUACAGUAUUAUUGUUGCCAAGUAAUGAGAAAAUAUUGCAAGCAGAGUUAGUACAUAUAUGAUGUGUUUAUACAAAUUACAGGCAAAAAAAUUUCCACAGGAAGUAUAUGAAGAAUAGGUUCACAGUAGUUUGAAUAAAGUGGUAAGAGCUGAGUCAUCCCGUGAAUCACAGCGAGAAAGGCCCAUUGAACACAAAAGAACCUGCUGGCAGAACCGUGCUCAGGAUAGGAGGGGUGAUUUUUUUUUUUUCAGUAAAAGAUCAUCCGUGCCACUAAAUUACUUUAAAUUUUGUUGAUUGUAUAGCUUUUCUGUAUUUAAGUUGUAAAUUUGUUUUUUAUAAUUAAGAGUCAUAAAGCUAAGUAGUUAGUGACUAUUUUUAGAUGGGUACAUUUGGGUAAAAUAAUAAUAAAAAUGCUUCAUUGCAGACUGAGGGAACAUGAGAAAUUUUUGUAGCAGUUCAUUAUUACUCAAGACUGAGAAACACUGACCUACAUAGUUAUUAGAUAAAGUCAUGAGAGAUGAGAUUUCCAAGAGUGUACAAAAAGAAGCACGUCAAGGAUAAUGUAAUUUAGCACUUAACCAUCUCUUAUCUUGUACUUUGGUGUUGCUUCAGACGUGUUAACCUUGACUCUUCAAGGAGAUGAAACACCCAGUAGGAACUGGGCGCAGUGUUAAUACCUGAUGAAUAUUUGUUGGUUUGUUUGUUUUUAAUCAACUAUAGAUCAAGAUUGCCUUUGACCCUGUUAGUAGCUGCGUGGAUUACCACAUCUUUCAAAUUAGAAUCAAGAAAUCUUAGGAAUUCACAAUUAUUUUGCAAAAAUACUUGUAUGUUUACUUUGCCACCAUGCAGAACUGCAAGAACCUCCUCCCCACCCCACCCCCGGCCUUAGUCUAUGUUCUGUCUCAAUUUAAUAUA